AUGCGCAACGGCGUCAUUGCCGCGGCCCUCCUGGCCGGCGCGGCCGACUUCGCCGCCGCCGCCCCGGGCAACGGCUGCAACGCGGACAACUGUCUGCGUGCCCUCCGCGCGACGCAGAUUCCCGGCCGUCUGGAGAGCGCCCGGGCCUUCUGCGCGUCUUACACGGCGGUGCCCUCGCCCACGGGCGUCGCGGUGCCUUCGUACGCGGCCGAUGCCUGCAAGAAGAACCAGAACGCCGACCAGCCAGCUCGUCUGUCGAGCGCCUGCGCCUGCAUUGCGCCCGCGACAACGACGACGGCGACGCCUACUACGACGCCUACCACGACGCCUACCACGUCGCCCACGGCCAAUGCCUGCGCCCAGGUGAGCGCGUCGUGGGCCUCGCAGAAGAAGACCACUGCGACCCCGACGGUGGCCGCCACGCUCGCCCACGAGUGCCUGGAAUCGGUCCCUCUUGGCAAGGACGCCGCCAUCAAGCUCGUCGAUUCCCUCGUGCCUUAUCUCGAGUGGCAGAGCGACGCCGCCUACAAGAAGGACCCCCCCAAGGACUACUUCUAUCCUGGCUUCGAUCUGUUUGCCAACCUGGCCAAGGUCAAGGCCAACCUGCAGGCCGACAAGUACAAGAGCGAGUACGCCUUCCAAGCCGACUUGUACGAGACCGUCUUUGGCCCCGGACACGACGGCCACUACGUCUUCUACCCUGAUGCCCUGACCAAGGUCCUCAAGUGGCGCCGAGACCGCUCUCUCGUGUCUGUCAGCGAGGACGGCAAGUCCCUGCCCGUCAUCAAGCUGUACGAGGAUGUUGUCAAGGACCCCAAGACGGCUCGUGUCGUCAGCAAGAUCAACGGCAUCGAGGCCAGCAAGUAUGUCGAGGACACCAUCGUCAAAGCUACGUACAACCAGGAUGUCGACUCGGCGUACAACUCCAUGUUCUACUCGAAGGCUAUUAGCGCGACGAACAACCUUUCCGGGUACUUCCAGAGCGGCGGCCGAAUCGGCGUCAUCUACCAGGGCGCCAACACGACCAUCACCUUUGCUGAUGGCGAGGACCUGACGCUCGAGAACAAGGCCAACGUUAUCGGCGACAUGACCGGCGUCACUGACGGCCCCUCCUUCUACAAGAAGUUCUGCACCCCCCAGCCUGCGCAAAAAGCCGCUAAGAAGGCUGCCGCCGUGGCAAAGCAGCUUCCCGGCUACCCCAAGCCUGUCAUCUCGACGACCGAUGGCGUCGUGAGCGGAUACUACCUCACUGGCGAGGGCCUGGAGCAUGUGGCUGUCAUCGUGUUGACUAGCUUCGAGCCCCGCAGCCCGGCCGAGUUCCAGGCCGUGACUCAGGACUUCCUCGAAGAGGCCAAGGCAGCUGGCAAGACCAAGCUCGUCGUCGACUUCCAGGUCAACGGUGGAGGCUACAUCCUGCUCGGCUACGACUUCUUCCGCCAGCUGUUCCCCCAGGUUCAGGAGGACGGCUACAGCCGCUGGAAGGAGAACGGCGGCUUCAACGCCAUGUCGCGCAUCUUCAGCGAUGCCGUCAAGGACCUUGACCCGGCCAACAGCGCAGACGGAGCCCUCAUCAACCUCUACGAGUCGUGGUUCAACUACCGCUACGACCUCAACCUCACGCUGGACAAGUUCUCCACGUUUGAGGACAAGUUCGCGCCCCAGGUCCACAAGGACACGCCCUACACUUCCCUCAUGCGCUGGAACCUCAAUGAUCCCCUGACCACGGUCAACGCUACCUUCGGCAUGGGCAUCGAGAUCUCGGGAUACGGCACCCGCAAGAACUUGACGCAGCACUUCAAGGCAGAGGACAUCGUGCUUCUUUACGACGGCGUCUGCGCCUCCACCUGCACCUUGGCCUCGGAGAUGCUCCGUAUCCAGGGUGGCGUCAAGUCAGUUGCCUUUGGCGGUCGCCCGCGCGAGGGCCCCAUCCAGGGUGUUGGCGGCGUCAAGGGCUCCCAGGUCCUACAGUUCAGCAACAUCCUUGACUACGCCCAACAGGCUGCUGAGCUCACCAAGGACCCCAAGCAGCUGGCCGAGCUCAAUCGCUACACGGAUCUUCCCCUGCAGCGCUCCUCGGCCGCCGCCGUCAACGUCCGCGACCAGAUCCUGCGCGACAACGUCAACGACGGCCUGCCCGCGCAGUUCGUCGCCGAGAACGCCGACUGCCGUCUGUACUGGACCGCCCCUAUGAUCUCGGACGUGAGCGAGAUUUGGAAGGCGGCCGCCAACUCUGCCUUCAACGGUGCCAAGUGCGCCAACGGCGGCAUCAAGGCGUCCAAGAGGAGUGCGACGGCGCCCGCGCCCGCAGUCCUCGUGCCUCGCGCCCGCCUGUCGGCGAGCGUGGACACGACGCCUGUUGAGCACUCGGAGGAGUGGCUCGCCGUGCACCAGCAGAAGGCCAUCGAGUAG
Molecule: messenger RNA, 2409 nt
Organism: Purpureocillium lilacinum
Lineage: Eukaryota; Fungi; Ascomycota; Sordariomycetes; Hypocreales; Ophiocordycipitaceae
Source: RefSeq, a predicted model, not a curated record